GGGAAAGGAACAAAGGUUUCUUGAUACUCAAGAAGAAGCGAGAGAGAGGAUCCUUUUCGUUCGUUCUUCUUGCAUUGCAUGCGACUGUGAGUUUGUGAAAGCAAGAAAGCUCUGACAAGUUUCGACAAAAAUGGCGGCGAAAGACGAAGACGGCGGCAACUUAAACGCCGAUGACACUUUCGCCGACGGUAACGUAAACGCCGAUGGUAAUCUGGCGGAAUCGGGAGAGAUCGAUCAGCUGUUGCAGGACAUAUCGAACGUUCUUCUUUCUCGUCAAGGGACGAGUAAUAAUGAGCAAGGAACCAGUGCUAAUCAACUAUUGCCUGUUUCAUCUACCACUAGUAGUAAUGUGCCUGUAACCUCGGGUGAAGCAACAUCUUCUAGUGUGCCAGUAAAUUCAGGUGAAUACGAGAUGAUGUUUUCCCCUCUUGGGGUGCCAUUAAUGUCUGAUGCUCCUGUCAAGAAUGACCGUCCCUUGCCUGAUGAUGAAGACGUUACUAAAUUAAUUGAUAACACAUGCUGGGGGUAUGAUGAAACAAGAGAUCGACUUAAAAAGGGUUUCUCUCUACUCCCUCUAGAGAAUGAUGAUGACUCAAAAGAGCUGAGCAAAAUAGAUCCCUCCUCCUCCUCAGACCAUCUUGAAGCAGAACAUGUGCAGUACGGAACUCAUGAGCCGGUGAUUCAGCCAACGCCUACAAGACAAAGCAUUACUACUACUGCAUCUUCAUCUGGUCGUAGCCCAUCGGUCUCGAUGACCAAGGCAUUUAUGACAUCCACUGACUUUGUACCAAGAAGGAACCAACAAGCCAUGAACCUACCGCAGCCGCAGAGGAACCAACAAGCCAUGAACCUACCACAGACACAGAGGAACCCACAAGCCAUGAACCCUCAUUACUCUCAGUUGCAAGUUCCUUCAGGGCAGUAUAGUAAUAUCACGAGACCUCCUUACUUGCCACCAUCAGCACUACCAUUUCAGCAACCUGGUGGUAGUAACACGGCGCAUUAUGGUACUAUGGUGACAUAUCCUUACUGGCGACCAGAACAGACCGACAUCUACAACACGCCUCAGCCAAAUGCCUUUGUGGUUCCUUAUGGUACUAUGGUGACGACAACUUACUGGCGACCAGAACAGACCGACAUCUACAACAUGCCUCAGAUAGAUGGCUCUGUGGUUACUUAUGCUUACGGUUCUCCUAACCCCUUUGACACGUCUGCAUACUCGAGAUUUGGUUAUGAAGGUGUCCCAGGCAACUACUUGUCAUCAAUUCCGCAGCAUCAGAGUACUGGAGAUUCAAUUGUGCGGCCACCGAGUAACACACAUAGCCGCCAACAACGACAACACCUGCCUUGGAGUGAUGACUUAGCAACUCAGAACCAACAAAACGAUAGGAGUGAUGAUCCGUCUGACCAAACCCAAAGAGACAACUAGCAAUCCCAAAUCAGAGUGAUUUUCUUUCGAUGGCUUAAGCUACUUUGUUUGUGAAUAAUAAGGUGUUCUGAAGUACUACGUUCUAUCUUUUGUUUUGUUAUACACUAGGUUCAUCAAGAAUUCAUGAUAUAAACCAAAAAUGAAUAUUUUGUUAGAAC
Raphanus sativus (radish) is the source of this 1587-nucleotide messenger RNA. RefSeq lists its product as uncharacterized. The record is from RefSeq and is a predicted model, not a curated record. The coding region runs from base 131 to 1429 and encodes 432 amino acids. Lineage: Eukaryota; Viridiplantae; Streptophyta; Magnoliopsida; Brassicales; Brassicaceae. The transcript is spliced from 6 exons.